This is a messenger RNA of Sporothrix schenckii 1099-18, 1413 nucleotides long. Its product is annotated as cystathionine gamma-lyase. The transcript has a single exon. Gene Ontology annotation, biological process: transsulfuration. NCBI's taxonomy places the organism in Eukaryota, Fungi, Ascomycota, Sordariomycetes, Ophiostomatales, Ophiostomataceae. Gene Ontology annotation, molecular function: pyridoxal phosphate binding; cystathionine gamma-lyase activity. The coding region runs from base 1 to 1413 and encodes 470 amino acids. The record is from RefSeq and is a predicted model, not a curated record. Gene Ontology annotation, cellular component: cytoplasm.
AUGACCGAUUCCAAGCUGGCUCCUGAGCAGUCCACAUGGCUCAAGAACGGCGUGGCCGCCAGCAACGGAUCUGCAGGCACCCCCACGGCCCAGAAGCAGGCCAAGGCGCAGGCACCCCCACGGGGCUUUGGCACCCUGGCCGUCCACGCCGGCAGCCCCCACGAUCCGACCACGGGCGCCGUCAUUGAGGCCAUCAGCCUGUCCACGACGUUUGCGCAGUCGGCCGUGGGCAAGCCCGUCGGCGAGUACGAGUACAGCCGCAGCAGCAACCCGAACCGCACCAACUUUGAGAACGCCGUGGCCGCGCUCGAAAAGGCCCGCCACGCGCUGGCCUUUGGCUCCGGCAGCGCCGCCACGGCCACCAUCCUGCAGGCGCUGGCCUCGUCGACCUCGGUUGGCCCGCCGCUCGACAGCGCCGCCGGCGAUCGUGCGUCCAUCGCGACGGCGGCGACGGACGACAAGGCCCAUGGCUCCUCGCACGUCAUCUCCGUGUCCGAUGUCUACGGCGGCACGCACCGCUACUUUACCCAGGUCGCCAAGGCCCACGGCGUGCGCGUCACCUUUACGCCCGCCAUCGAGGUCGACAUUGCCGACCACAUCACGCCCGCCACCCGCCUCGUGUGGAUCGAGACCCCCUCCAACCCGACGCUGCGCCUCGUCGACAUUGCCGCCGUCGCCCGCACGGCCCACGCCCACGGCGUGCUGGUCGUCGUCGACAACACCUUUAUGAGCCCCUACCUGCAGAACCCGCUCGAGCUCGGCGCCGACAUUGUCGUCCACAGCGUCACCAAGUACAUCAACGGCCACAGCGACGUCGUCAUGGGCGUCGCCGCCUGCAACCGCGACGACCUGCACAAGCGCCUCGCCUUCUUGCAAAACGCCGGCGGCGCCGUCCCCUCGGCCUUUGACAGCUGGCUCGCCCACCGCGGCCUCAAGACGCUGCACCUGCGCGCGCGCGCCGCCUCCGGCAACGCCCUGGCCGUGGCCACCGAGCUGGAGCGCCGCACCGACCUCGUGCGCGCCGUCAACUACCCGGGGCUGGACUCGCACCCGCAGCGCGACGUGGCGCGGCGCCAGCACCGCGAGGGCAUGGGCGGUGGCAUGCUGUCGUUCCGCGUCAAGGCGGGCCGCGCGGCCGCCGAGCGCUUCUGCCAGUACACGCGGCUGUUUACGCUGGCGGAGUCGCUGGGCGGCAUUGAGUCCCUGGUGGAGGUCCCGAGCAGCAUGACGCAUGCGGGCAUUCCCCGCGAGCAGCGCGAGGCCGUGGGCGUGUUCGACGACCUGGUGCGUGUGAGCUGCGGCAUUGAGGAGUCGCAGGAUCUGCUGGAGGAUGCGAUCCAGGCACUCGAGCGCGCCACGGCCGAGGUGCUGGCCGAGGCGGCGGCUGCUAAUGGCAACGGCGCGUCCCACUAA